This is a messenger RNA of Nasonia vitripennis (jewel wasp), 1791 nucleotides long. RefSeq names its product tweedle motif cuticular protein 1 (gene Grp). NCBI's taxonomy places the organism in Eukaryota, Metazoa, Arthropoda, Insecta, Hymenoptera, Pteromalidae. The coding region runs from base 801 to 1703 and encodes 300 amino acids. The record is from RefSeq and is a predicted model, not a curated record. The transcript is spliced from 4 exons.
CGUAUCACAGUAUGUAGACACAAAGGAGAGAAGAAAUAGCGAGCGCUAAACGGGAAAAAUUUCUCACAACGACGACGACUGCAAUUUUGAAGAAUGACGGUGAAAGUUCGCGCGUUGUCAGCUGCAGCGCUCACGCAUCUUUACGCUACUUGCUCUAUUAGCGCGCUUCCUAUUACUCGAGUUUGUUUUUCGUCUCGAAUUUUCCGUAUGCAUUUCUGCGAACCAGAUUAGCCCGUCUAUAAUUGGCAAACCGGCGUAAAGAGAGUAAUGACUUAAUUGGGGUGAUGGUCCAAUGGGCGCUUAUUCGAGUAAUAAAAUCGCUCUUUCGCAACGACACAGUAUAGAUGUGCGCGUGUGUCGAGCAGUAUAAGUGAUCGUCCCGAGGGUGUAAACGCUUAGAGAGUUGCCGAAGAAGACAUAACGCGGGAGAAAAAUCGGGUCGAGUGCUCGGGCCAGCUGUUUUUUGCCGAUCGCAUCGUUCGAGCCAAAGGCUCACGCACGCGGAAGACGCGGAGCGUCAGGUUGUGAAGCCGAGGUGACGAGGAGAGAUGCCCCGGAGGAGAAAGAAGCCGUGAUGGUAGGGAGGAAAUUCGAGUGUGCCGAUCUCCCAAACAAGCGCGCUCGCGCGAGAGAAAGAGAAAGAGUCAAAGAGAAAGAGAGAGGGAGAUUUGCAAUAGCUCGCGCUCGUCGCAUCUCAUAGGUGAUGGGUCGAGUGGGGCCCGUCGCUGGUAUAAAAGGGGCCCGCAGCUCGACAACGGAGCAUCAGUCCUCUCAAAUCUGAAAAAGGAACAGCAGCAACCAUGAGGGCAUUCAUGAUCUUGGCGCUCGCCACCGUGGCGAUGGCUCGGCCGGAGGCCCCGUACUCCUACCCCCAGCCAGGCGGCGGAAUCCCAAGCGGAAGCUACGGAGCACCAGGAGGCGGUAGCGUCGGCGGAAGCAUCGGCGGCUUCGGAGGCGGCGGUCACGGAGGCAGCAUCGGCGGAGGCUCAGGCUUCGGAGGCGGCGGUCACGGAGGCAGCAUCGGCGGAGGCUCAGGCUUCGGAGGCGGUGGUCACGGAGGCUCCGGCUUCGGCGGCGGUAGCAUCGGCGGCGGCUCUGGAUUCGGCGGCGGCGGCGGCGGCUCCGGAUUCGGCGGCGGCAGCUCCGGCGGCACCCUCAUCCAGAAGCACAUCUACGUCCACGUGCCCCCACCAGAGGCACCAGAAGAGAGGCCCAUCAGACAGUUCGCCCCCUCUGCCCCGGCCCAGAAGCACUACAAGAUCAUCUUCAUCAAGGCCCCGACCCCACCAACCCCCACCGCCCCGGCAAUCCCUGCCCUGCCCGCUCAGGACGAGCAGAAGACCCUCAUCUACGUGCUGGUCAAGAAGCCCGAGGAGGCCCCAGAAAUCAGCCUGCCCACCAUCGCACCCACCCAGCCCAGCAAGCCCGAGGUCUACUUCAUCAAGUACAAGACCCAGAAGGACGGCGGUAGCUCCGGCGGAAUCGGCGGCGGACUCGGCGGAAUCGGCGGAGGAAUCGGCGCUGGACACGGAGGACUGGACGGCGGACUCGCUGGUGACAGCGGUCUCGGCGGCGGUCUUGGCGGCGGUCUCGGCGGCGGUCUCGGCGGCGGCCACGGUGGAUCCUCCUCCGGCAGCAUCGGCUCCGGAUCCAGCGGCCCGAGCGGAAGCUACGGACCCCCCGGAGGCUCCGGUCCCUACUAGUCAAUUCACCAUCAACCACUUGUCCUCCCGGCACACACACACCACACAAACACACCCUACACACACACACCACAAGACACAAGAUGAA